Molecule: messenger RNA, 2385 nt
Organism: Epithele typhae
Lineage: Eukaryota; Fungi; Basidiomycota; Agaricomycetes; Polyporales; Epitheliaceae
Product: P-loop containing nucleoside triphosphate hydrolase protein
Exons: 15
Coding region: 1-2385 (794 amino acids)
Molecular function (GO): ATP binding; ATP-dependent chromatin remodeler activity
Source: RefSeq, a predicted model, not a curated record
AUGCAGUUCUCGCAGCCGCGCCCUCAAUUUCCUCUAAAAGAGGGGCAGGAGGUCCUAGGCCCAUUGCUUCUCGACAGUCAGCACAAAGAAGGCAGGGGUGGGCUUCUAGGUGACGACAUGGGACUAGGUAAAACGAUUCAGGUCAUCGCCUUCCUCUCUGCAAUUAUGAAGAAGCAGGGCACCGUCUACGAUCUCUCUCGGCGUCGACAGCACGUUUCUAAUCUACAAGAUAAGCCAGACUGGAAGAAGCAUCGUCGCCUUCCCAAGGCAAACGCGAAGUGGCCUACAUGUCUAAUUAUAUCACCGAGCAGCGUCGUGGGCAACUGGGAGCGCGAGUUCGAAACCUGGGGAUAUUUCGAGGCGGGAAUGUACAUUGGUAUUCCCUCGUCUCGCGCUGACAUCUUGAACGAAUUCAAGCUAGGCCGCCUUGACGUCUUGGUCACGUCGUUCGACGUGGCUCGCAUGGAUAUCGAGCUUCUCGACGACCUCCCUUGGUCCGUGAUCUUUAUCGACGAGGUGCACCGAGUCAAGAACCCCACUUCCAAGCUCGCCGAGGCGUUCAGCAAGUUCAAAUGCUCUUGUAGGUUUGGGCUGAGCGGUACCGUCAUUCAGAACGGCUACGAAGAACUCUGGACCGUGCUCAACUGGACAAACCCUGGAGCCGCGGGGUCACGGAAGCAAUGGAAGAGCUUCGUCGAGCAUCCAUUGCGCGUGGGCCAGAGUCGUUCUGCGACGGACGACCAGCACAUCAGAGCAGCUCUUGUUGCGAAGACGUUGACGGAGAAGAUUCUCCCGCAGCUCUUUCUGAGGCGUACCAAGGACAUCAUCAAGAACCAGCUCCCCACAAAGACAGAUCAAGUCGUUUUCUGUCCUCUGACUUCGAAGCAACUCGAAGUGUACAAGAGGAUCAUCAAUCUACCGCAGGUGUUGAGCCUUGUCUGCGGCGAUCGCGCGUGCGAGUGCGGUUCCAAGAAGGCCAGAAAGAAAUGCUGCCAUCCUGUUCAUCCGGGCGACCUGUUCAAGUACAUGUCUACACUCAUCAAGAUUUCCAACCAUCUCGUGCUGAUCUUGCCAGCGCCUACGGAUACCACGGAUCAGAUCGCACGAAAUCGAGAGCUUUCCAAGACGGCUUUCCCAUCAGAAGUCAUCCCUAAGUACGGCCCCGCGAUGCUGCGUCCAGAGUAUUGUGGGAAGUGGCAGGUCCUUGACAUGCUCCUGAAGGAGUGGAGACAAGAUGUGUCGAACGAGAUGUCGAACAAGGUCCUGAUCUUCACCAAGUCCGUCAAGCUUUUGGAAAUGCUUGCUUAUCACCUCGAAGCACAAUCGUACGGCUUCGUAAAGCUGGAUGGGUCAACGAAGCAGUCGGAUCGUAUGCCGAUGAUCGACCGUUUCCAGCAAGACCCAAAAAUCUUCAUCUUCCUCAUCUCGACCAUGGCUGGUGGGACAGGUCUGAACCUCACCGCGGCAAACAAAGUUGUUAUCUUUGACCCGGCGCACGACCUGCAAGCCAUGGACCGCGCAUAUCGCUUCGGGCAAACGCGCGACGUCGCCGUCUACCGCCUGCUCGGCGCGGGCUCGAUCGAGGAGCUCAUCUACGCCCGGCAGGUGUACAAGCAGCAGCAGAUGCAGGUCGGCUACAACGCCAGCCUCCAGACGCGCUACUUCGAGGGCGUCCAGGGCGACAAGAGCAAGCAGGGAGAGCUCUUCGGGAUCAAGAACAUCUUCAAGCUCCACGAGCGCACGCUCGCAACCAAGCUCGCGAUCGAGUCCGCGAACGUCAGCGACCUCGACUGGGCCUUCGCCUACAUGGGCGCGCACGGCGGCGCCGGAGCCGGGGCAACGGCGAAGCGCGCGAAGGCGAAGAAGCCCGCGGGCGUCCAAUGGGUGUACGAGGAGGAGGCGAAAACCGGGCGCGAGUACGACGACCUGCGCGGGCUCGGCGCGCUCCUAUUUGACGACUCUGCGCCCGACGCGGCGGGGGCGCACGAGCCGGACGACAUCGAGCGGACGCUGGGGGCGCUCGGGGUGCAGUACACGCACCGGAACGACGACCUGAUCGCGGAGAACGCGAUCGAGGGCGAGCGGAUGCGCAAGCUCAUCGAGGACCACAAGAAGAAGCUGAAGCAGCAGAAGCAGCAGAAACUCAAGGGGAAGAACCCGCCGCCGCCGUCGGUGUGGCCGCCCGUUCGCAAGCACCACAAGAAGCCGCCGACACCCGAGGAGCUCUUGCGCAUCCGUCAGACGGCGCUCAUCAAGCAAGGGAUGCUGCCAAGCCCGGAGGACAUCCCGAAAUUUGCUGAAGAGUUCAAGAAGAAAACGCAGGAGGAGCAAAUCGCGCUACUGAAACAACUAGACGACUAUGCGAAAGAGCACAAUCUCAAAUAG